CUGGGCAUCUGUAGCCCAUCCUCGAAAGGCCCAUCACAGGCGGCGCCGUCGCGGUCUCACAUAUUACGCGAUUUAUAUAACCCAACCCUUCUGUUCAAAAAAAGCUCGUCGUAAAGCCGAUCAAGCAAAUUGGCCUAGCUUGCGUUUACGUAGAAAUUACGUUUAAACAAGCAAUCAGAUUGAUGCGAACGUUUUUCCUCGCUUCUUCGAUUUGCUACUGGCCGCACCCGCAUGUAAGUAUUACUCGGGACCCUAUCCCUGAGAGCAAAUCUCGGCAAGCCCUUGUAGUAUAAAAUGCGAGCGCUCGUACCAUCGAAGACCAGCUUGCUAUCGUUAGCUUUCUGUGCUUCCUCCGCGUACAUCCUCCCUACUUCCUUCAGUCGCCCUCCACUCCUACAAUGCUCUCCAAAUACUUCGCUCUUUUUGCUGCCUUCGCUGCCUUCACCCCGGCAUUUGCAGCCCCCGUUCCUGAAACCCUAGUCGACGCGGUUGUCGGUAAGUCACGUCCCAUGUGUGUGUGUGUGUGUGUUUCGUCUCUUCAUUGCGUUUUCAUUGUAGCUGUUACCAACGAUGUCAACAACGCGAACGUCAAUGUGCUGACAAAACGUGUCGAUGCAGUGAAUCCCGCAGUCUUCGACGAAGUGAUCAAAAGGCUUGAAUUCACGGAACGAGACAGCGGAUGUGACGUCGCUGAUGUAGACGUUAUUGUCAGCAACGUACUUAACAAUGUUACAAUCAAUAUCUUGAAGCGCAGCGACUGCGAUAUUGUCGGAGUUAGUGCUGCGGCCGUUGAUAUAUUGAACAACCUCAAUGUCAAUGUGCUCACCAAGCGUGAAGUCACAGAUGCAGAGGUCGUAAACGGUAUACCAUUAUUGUGCUCAUUUUGUAUUACCAUUCUGAUAGUUCUUCAUAGCUGUUGAAAACGCAGUGCAAAGUCAGGGUAUUACCUUAGCACAACGCUCUAAUCUCGAUGAUGCCACGGCUGUAAAUGACAUCCUCAAACGGUAC
This is a messenger RNA of Suillus plorans, 1008 nucleotides long. RefSeq lists its product as uncharacterized. The record is from RefSeq and is a predicted model, not a curated record. The transcript has 5 exons. NCBI's taxonomy places the organism in Eukaryota, Fungi, Basidiomycota, Agaricomycetes, Boletales, Suillaceae. Bases 399 to 920 code for a protein of 173 amino acids.